This is a messenger RNA of Raphanus sativus (radish), 1225 nucleotides long. RefSeq names its product F-box/kelch-repeat protein At5g39560-like. Gene Ontology annotation, molecular function: protein binding. The transcript has a single exon. NCBI's taxonomy places the organism in Eukaryota, Viridiplantae, Streptophyta, Magnoliopsida, Brassicales, Brassicaceae. The record is from RefSeq and is a predicted model, not a curated record. The coding region runs from base 1 to 1092 and encodes 363 amino acids.
AUGGGUGCCUGUGCCACCAUAGUUCAUGCUGUGGCUUCGCCCCUGCUCUUAUCAUCUAUGGAGAUCUACAAGACGCGAUCUCAAAUAGGAGCCGUUGAAACAUGCGUCUAUAUCUUGUUAAAGUUGCCUGAUCAUCCAUAUGCGAGCUGGUUUAGCCUUCGGACCAGACCUAAUAAUCAAAACCGAAGGAAACCGAGCUGGUUUAGCCUUUGGACCAAACCUAAUAUUGGGUUUAAGCGGGACUCGAGUGGAUUUUCGAUUGUUCCUAUACCUUCCUCUUCUGCCGAUCUAAAUCACAUGGGAACGGUUGGUCCGGAAAUCUACAUAACCUAUGGAUCCUACAAUAAGGAAUCUUCCUCGGUUCGGAUCUUUGAUUGUCGGAGUCACACUUGGCGUGAUGCCUCUAACAUGACCAUGGCUAGAAGGUAUGCAAACACAGUUUUACUCGAUGAGAAAAUAUAUGUGAUGGGAGGUUGCAACAUUGACAAGUACAAUGCCAACUGGAUUGACGUAUUUGACAUCAAAAGUCAGUCUUGGUCAGCCUUGCCGGGUCCUGGCGCUGAUGAAGGCGUGUUACUUAAUCAUUUAAGUGAGUACUACGAUUAUAUAGUUUAUGCGCUCCAAGGAAAAAUAUACGUAGAGACAGUUGACAAGGACUACACUUACGAGCCGAAAAAUGGUACAUGGAAACUUGUAAGAGAGAAAUCGAGUUCCAUAUCAGAUUCCAUACUUGCUUUGUGUGAGAUGGGGAAUGUAGUAUACUGUUGCACUGACACGGGGGUUUUAAUGUGGUGUGGCUUUGGUAUUGAGGGUAGAGAGUGGAGAGAGAUUAAGGGUUUGGAAAAGCUUUCUACAAGAGGUUUAAAAAAAGGGUCUCAUUUUGCUCUGGUUGGUUGUGGUGGCCAACUCUUAGUUAUGUGGGAUCCGUAUCCCAAUUCUCGUAUAAAACACAACAAAAUUUGGUAUGCCAAGAUUUCUUUAAAAUCAAGAUGCAAUGGACGUGAGGUGUGGGGCAAUGUUGAGUGUGUUGAUGUGCUUACCUUCCCUGUCGAAUCACAUGAAUGGUUUGAAUGUUUUGCUGCGUCCGUUUGAUGUCUCUCAGAGACGGUAUGAGUUUUUUAUCUGUUGCUUUGAACAUGCUCGUUUUUUUUCUUUGAGAGAGUAUUCAUCCCUUUGUUUUCACUUACAAGUGAAGUGACAUUAUCAUAAGCUUUUAAUUAAUUAU